Closterium sp. Yama58-4 is the source of this 2880-nucleotide messenger RNA. Lineage: Eukaryota; Viridiplantae; Streptophyta; Zygnematophyceae; Desmidiales; Closteriaceae. The record is from the annotation of a GenBank genome assembly.
AUGGGCUCAUCCCUGUGGGCACAGCGGCUACGCCAAUGCGUGCCGCUGACGACAGAUGCAGCCAUCAUUGCGCUGCAAGCGGGCCUGCUUGUCGUUUUCCUCGGCCUCCUCCACUCCUCCUCUCCGCCCGACCUCCUCCCCGGCUCUCAACUUUUGCGCUCCCUUUCCCUCUCCGCGUCAGGCGGCGACGCUGCCAAUUCGGAAUCCCCUCAUCAGCAUGUCUCCGUUGAUUGCUGCGCUAAGAACAGCGGCAACAGCAGCAUCGAAGACUCUUCUAACGAGGACAAUCCUCCGCCCUUCCCUCCACCGGAGCGCGCCAUCGUGGCGUGGUUCGCGCGCCGCUAUUGGUCCGCCAUGAACGAAGCGGCGGCGCGCUGCGGUUUGAAGCGCAGCCGCCAGGUGGCCUGGCGUGAUUUGCUCGCGGGAGUGAGCAAUCAGGAUAGGGUUACCCGCGCAGACUACCCGGGAAUUGCCGGGGCGUUUUUCGACACAGCUUUUGACUUCAGAUUCGUCCGGAACACUCCCCACUUUUCUUCCCUCCAUUUCCAUCACCCCUGUUUCCCAUCCUCCCUCUCCCCAUCUCCCAUUUCCCCUUUCCUUGCCCUUCUCUUCCCCCUUCUCGUUCCCCCCCUUCUCGUUCCCCCCCUUCUCGUUCCCCCCCUUCUCGUUCCCCCUCCCCACCCCCCCUCACCCUGCACCUCCCCCAUCUUCUUCCCGUCCCGCCUCCGCUCCUUCCCCCUCUCCCCCCCGCCGCCUCACCUCUACUUCAGAGCGCGCCCGCCCUUCUUUAAACACCCGGAGUGCCGGCAUCUGCGGCGGGGAUGUGCCUUCUCGCUGCUGCGCCAGCUGCCUCUCGUGCACCUGCCGCCCAGAGAUGUGCAGCUGCCGCCCAGAGAUGUGCAGCUGCCGGCCCGGAAGCUGCAACUGCCACCCAAAGAAUUGGGGAGGGAAGGGGGCGGCAGCGGGGUGGGCGUGGAAGGAGUGGCGGUGGAUCCGGAUUUGAAGCUCAUUGCGAUUGUCUUCCCACAGUUCCACGCGUGCAGGGAGAAUGAUGAGUUCUGGGGAGUCAAUUUCACCGAGUGGGACAAUGUCAAGAGAGCAUACUUCCACCCCACCACCUUCCGCCCUGUCGCCCACCCCAUCGGCCCUGCAACUCCUCCCAAACCUCCCCAUACCGCUCUUCACUCCCUUUCUUCUGCUGUCCCGAAAGCACUCCCGAUCUCCCACCCCCUCUCGCACCUCUCCGGUGGGUAUUAUAACUUCCUUUCUCGCUCCCACCGCCGCCGAACCUCAGCUCUGGCCCGAGCCUACGGGUUUCACGGCCUGUGCUACCACCACUACUGGUUCGGGUGUCGCCGAACCACGCUCGCCGAGCCUCUGCUCCGGAUGCUAGAGGACGGCGAGCCCAACCUCCCGUUUUGUCUUAUCUGGGCGAAUGAGCCGUGGACAAACCGGUGGGAUGGCGCAAGAGGGGGGGGGGAAGGGAAUGGAACGUUGCUGGGGCAGACUUAUGGGGAUGAGGAGUGCUGGAGGGAGCAUUUCGACUGGCUGUUGAAAUUCUUCAACCAUCCCAACUACAUCAAGGUAUCAGGCCGGCCUAUGUUCGGCAUUUACCAACUCAGCGGCAUUCCCGAACCUGAGGCUCGGGGGAUGUUUGACAUCUGGCACAGCCUGGCUCGGCAGCACGGCCUCCCGGGCCUGCACCUGUUCCAAUGCCUCACGAGCCCCAAGAGUAAACCGAGCCAACGCUCCCUUGUGCAAGCCGUGGCAGAAUACGAACCUAACUACCGCAAGUUUAGGUUCAACGAGACCCCAUCCGAGGUUCGGCUUCUUCCGAACCACUACCGAGGCUCGUACGUGGCUUGGGAUAAUUUCCCCAGGCAUUCGACGGACCUGUCGUGGAGGCUCGGGGAUGUGGCAGAGGACCCGAUCCACUUGACAGCCAGGAUGGAGGCUCGGAUGAGGCUGGCUCGGCAAGACGUGGCUGAGGACCGGGUAAGGUUCGGCAGCAGCCCGAACGGCACAAGGACUGAAGGUCUUAGCUUAGGUCAAGUCCGGGGAGGUUCGGAGAAAGUGCAAAGAGGUUCGGACAAAGGUGCGGUUCAAAAAGGGCCACAGGAGGUGCAAGAGGGUGUUGCGAACGGGACGUAUUUCUUUGUUGCGGCUUGGAACGAGUGGGGCGAAGGUAAUGCUCUUGAGCCGAACCACAUAUUUGGGUUCGGAAACCUCAAUGCUGUCGCCCGAGCCUAUGCCCGAAGCAGGCAUCCAGCCACCGAGCCUCAGCUCGUGCUUCGGAGAUUAGCCGAGGCUGCAGUGGCGUGCGGGCUUUGUCUGGACGUGAGAUACUAUGUGGAUAUGGAUGGCGAGCUAUAUGAGGGGAUGGAAGGACGUGUGAGGAGGGAGGGAGGACGCAUAGUGAAGCACUUUAUAGAGAAGGGGUUUCUGAGAGGGAAGCAAUUCAGGUUGAGGCGAAGGCGGCAGGGGAAAGGACAGGGGGGAGCGGAGGUGAAAGGGCAGGGGGAAGGGCAGGGAAAGGUGAAUGGGGAGCAGGAGAGGGAGGCAGAUGGGGAGGAUGAAGAUGAUGAGGAGGGAGAUGGGGAGGGAGAUGGGGAAAAGGGUGAUGGCAAAGAGGUUUGGGAAAGCAAUGCAGCUCAAUUGGAAGGUUACCAUGAGCUCAGCUGCUUUUCCAAAGGCACGGCCGUGAACAGGACUGCUGGCAGCAGUGGUGGUGGUGCUGCGGCUGCUCCUGCUGCUGGUACUGCUGACGAUGAUGGCAGGGAGGGGGUUCAAAAGAGUACAGCUGUUGUGGGGUGCAAGUGGUUGAAACUGCCGCUAGACUAUGCAACAGUCGCCUACCUUGUGGAGGAGGAGCUUAUUUAG